Messenger RNA from Caenorhabditis remanei, 1290 nucleotides. RefSeq lists its product as uncharacterized. The transcript is spliced from 9 exons. The record is from RefSeq and is a predicted model, not a curated record. The coding region runs from base 1 to 1290 and encodes 429 amino acids. NCBI's taxonomy places the organism in Eukaryota, Metazoa, Nematoda, Chromadorea, Rhabditida, Rhabditidae. Gene Ontology annotation, biological process: G protein-coupled receptor signaling pathway. Gene Ontology annotation, molecular function: G protein-coupled receptor activity. Gene Ontology annotation, cellular component: plasma membrane.
AUGACUAACGACAAUGAUUAUCAAACUGCAAUCAUUUACGAUCGAAUCAGAAGAUUGUUUUUCAAUAAUGCUAACUCCACUAUGAAGCCCGGAAUACCUGAUCUUCAAGAUUACUGUUUUCAUCCGGAUGUUCAGCUAUUCGCAGAAAUAACGUUGAGAAGAGCACUCGAUUAUCCAGGAUAUAAACCCAAUAGUACACUUGACCAGCUUUCCUUAGAGCCAAUAUAUCUCAAACCGAUUUUGUCGCUCAUUUUUUUAUUUGUCGGUCUUGUGGGACUCAUCGGAAACUUGCUGACAGUCAUUGUUAUUUAUAAGACAAAAUCUCUACACUCUCACACUAACUAUUUUCUUGCCAAUCUUGCCACUAGCGAUUUUUGUCUCAUUGUUGUUGGCGUAUCAUUUGAUUUGGUCAACAUUUGGAACAAAGGAGAGCCUCUGGAGGUGUUCGGAUACUGUUCUCUGACCAGCACCUUCAUAUCUCUCUUCACAUUUGCCUCAAUCCUUACUAUUGUUCUGCUGACAGCAGAAAGGUUUACUGCAAUAUGUUAUCCAUUCUCGCAUAGAACAAUUUUUGACGAGAAACGUGUCAAGAGAUUCAUUUUAUUGAUUUGGUUUGUUGCUCUACUCCCAUCAAUCUUCAUUGGAUCAAUGUUCAAACGUGUUGGUCUCGAUUUCUGUGGAUUCAAACGUCAGAUGAACUAUGUUGGACAAUGUGAUUUGAUCACUUCUCCCGAUAGUUUCUUCCGUUAUCCAUUCGAAUCUGCAAUGGCUAUUACGUUUGUUCUCCCGCUCUUUUUUAUCAUCUACUGCUAUUUCAGAAUUCUAGUUACACUAAACGAAAUGUCCAAUUCAACACAUGUUCAUACUCCAGUUGGUACUGCCCGUAGUGAUAGUGGCGGUGCUUUCCAGUUCCCGCAUAACUCCAGCAACUCUCAUACUCAAAGUUUUCCUUUGACAGUGCACACUAAAAAUGUUCAACCUCCUAGAAGUCAGCAGGCGCAAAAAAUGGUGGUCAAAAUGAUAGUAACUGUCACUGGCGUUUUCUUUGUUUGUUAUCUUCCAUAUCAUGCUCAACGUCUUAUUGUUAAAUACAAUGGAGAUGAUUGCUCCCAAUCAGCAAUUUGCAGACUUCUCUAUCCGAUAACAGGAAUUCUCCAAUAUAUAUCAGCUUCAUUGAAUCCAAUAUUCUAUAAUUUGAUGUCAGUUCGAUUUCGCAACGGCUUCAAAAAACUCAUCAAAGACGUCUGGACCCACCGAACCAGAAGUUACAGCAAUCUAGCUCGUGUUUAG